This is a messenger RNA of Sebastes umbrosus (honeycomb rockfish), 3654 nucleotides long. RefSeq names its product RIO kinase 3 (yeast) (gene riok3). Gene Ontology annotation, molecular function: ATP binding; protein serine/threonine kinase activity. NCBI's taxonomy places the organism in Eukaryota, Metazoa, Chordata, Actinopteri, Perciformes, Sebastidae. Gene Ontology annotation, biological process: protein phosphorylation; maturation of SSU-rRNA. Gene Ontology annotation, cellular component: preribosome, small subunit precursor; cytosol. Bases 88 to 1611 code for a protein of 507 amino acids. The transcript has 13 exons. The record is from RefSeq and is a predicted model, not a curated record.
GGACAGUGACGUGUUUCCGGUUCACUCAGCUAAAAGCAGCUCUCUGACAACAAGGAAAGACUCAGUGAUCGAUAUCUCGUUGUAAUCAUGGAUCAAUCAGGAAUAGAAACACCAAAGAGCCCGUGGGGUUCGGUAGCUCCGGCGGCUCCGGCCUGUUCUCUGACUGAUGUGAUGAGCGAGCAGCUGGCCAAACAGCUGGAUGAGGAGAGCAACGCCUUCCCUGCACUCACUGAUCCCGGAGCAGAUCUGUUGCUGUCAGAUGACGUCUCUGAAACGACCAGCGACCUGAUGCUCGCCCAGAUGCUGCAGAUGCAGUUCGACCGCGAGUUCGACGACCAGCUCCGCCGGGAGGAGAAGAAGUUCAACGGAGACAGCAAAGUGUCCAUCUCCUUUGAGAACUACCGUAUGGUCCAUCCGUACGAAGACAGCGACAGCUCAGAGGACGAGGUCGACUGGCAGGACACAAGACACGACCCCUACAGAGCUGAAAAGCCCCAGACUACACCCAGGAGAGGCUUCACUGGGAAAGGCAAGAACAUCACCACCAAACACGACGAGGUGACCUGCGGACGCAAGAACACCGCUCGCAUGGACAACUUUGCUCCAGAGGUCCAUGUCGGGGACGGGUUGGGGAUGGACCUGAAGUUGUCCAACCAGGUGUUCAACUCCCUGAAGCAGCACUGCUACAGCGAGCAGAAACGCAGCGCCAGACUGCACGAGAAGAAGGAGCACUCCACUGCUGAACAAGCGGUGGACCCUCGCACGCGUCUGCUGAUGUACAAGAUGGUGAACGCCGGCGUGCUGGAGAACAUUAACGGCUGCAUCAGCACAGGAAAAGAGUCGGUCGUCUUCCACGCUGAUGGAGGGAGCCUGGAGGAGCAGCCCGUUCCAGAUGAAGUGGUGCUGAAGGUCUACAAGACGACGCUCAACGAGUUCAAGAACAGAGACCGUUACAUCAAAGACGACUACCGCUUCAUCGACCGCUUCAGCAAACUGAACCCACGCAAGAUCAUCCGUCUGUGGGCCGAGAAGGAGAUGCACAACCUGACCAGGAUGAAGAAGGCAGAGAUUCCCUGUCCGGAGGUGGUGCUGCUGAAGAAACACAUCCUGGUGAUGUCGUUCAUCGGUAAAGACCACAUUCCUGCUCCCAAACUCAAAGACGUCAAGCUGAGCUCAGAGGACAUGAAGAACGCCUUCUACCAGGUCCUACAUGUGAUGCAGCAGCUGUAUCAGGAGUGUAAUCUGGUUCACGCUGAUCUCAGUGAAUACAACAUUCUGUGGCACGAAGGAAAGGUGUGGCUGAUUGAUGUCAGUCAGUCCAUCGAGCCCACCCAUCCUCACGCCUUGGAGUUCCUCUUCAGGGACUGCAGGAACGUUUCCACGUUCUUCCAGAAGAGAGGAGUGAGCGAGGCGUUGAGCGUGUACGAGCUUUUCAACGCCGUGAGCGGACUGAACAUCCCUGUUGGUGAAGAGGACGAGGCCGAGUUCAUCGCCGAGAUUGUGGCGCUGGAGAAGAGGAACGAGGAUCACGUUCAGCGGCGAGGAAAGAAAACCUUCUCUGUGGCCUCCGAAGACGGCGAUUUUCCUUUAGAACCCGACGCCGAUGACUAACGACCGCCCCGCUCGCUCUCUCUUCACGAUCCCGCCGUGAUGAAAACGCUGUAAAAGAGGAGAUGAAUGGAGGAGGCGACGCCUCCUGGAGGACCCGGUGCUCCCCCCCACCCCCUCCAACCACCCACCAACUGCUUCCUUUAAACAGGCAGGACGGAGCGCCUCCUCCUGGCUGCGGGGGGGACGAGUUUCACCGUGUUGGAUGUUGAAGUCAGAGCGUCCUGAGAGGCACCAGCAGGGUUUUCUGAAGCUGAGACCACAUCUCAUUUCCUCCUGCUAAUAUCGGCCCAAUAUAAUAUAACCAAUAUAAACAACUAUGAGGGUUAUUUUAAAUUCUGAGGUUGUGAAGAUGCCACUUAUGUCGGGAUGAAUUUGGGGAAAUGAUGCAGAAGACAACAGAGGCUUUUUUUAAUUUAAUUUAAGCAUAUUGGGUUUGAAUAUUUCAUCUUGUAACUUCAGCGAGAAACAAAGAAAAAGAGCACCAAUACAGGAAAAAAUGCCUAAAUAUGUAGUAUAAAUAUUAUAUAAAUAUACAGUAUAAAAUAAGCAUUAUUAAAUCAGCAAAUAUAUAAUCAAAGAGUAACAGAUGCCAACUUUAAGUUUGAAUACUAAGAUGUUACAAAAAUUUCAGUCGUUUUCCAAUAAUAAUAAUAUUAAUAAUAAACUUUAUUUAUACAACACUUAAAGUUACAAAUCAGGAUUAAAACAUUUCAAGACUGCAAUAAAUCCAACACUUAAAAUAAUACAAUUAAAUCAAAUAACAAUACGAUAAAUAAUAUUUUAUUCUAUUAUAUGUGCACAUACAUUCGACUGCAUAAAAUCCAGAUAAUGAAAUAAUGAGAAAUGUGUCAGGAGAACCUCAACUUAAAGAGAAAAAAACAAACAAUAAUUUAAAAAGGAAAAAUAUUUAAAAAGAAAACAUAAUUUAGAAAAAUACAAAGUACACAAAAUGAGCAGAAAAAAACUAACCAAUCAGUAGACGACAAACAAAUACAUGAAAAACAAUACGGAGAAGAGAAGAAUAGAAAAAAUAUACACACACGUCAAGAAAUAAGACGGCAUGAAUUAAAUGACAAUUUCACUUUUUAAUUUGUCUAAGGAUAAUAAUAAUAAUUAACAAUAAAAAAGAUAUAGACAUGUUGGAAAUGGAACUUGGUGCUAAUAUUAAUAAAAAGCUUUAAAAAAAAAAAAAUAGAUUUAAGGUUCACUACCCAGCCAACGAUCAUCCUGUCUCAACGUAUAUUUUUAUUCACAUUUUUAAUAAUUCUCAUCUUUUCUUUCAUAAUAAUAAUAAUAAUAAUAACAAACAAAUCAAAGUCAUCAAAACAAAGUUACAAACCUGGAUUAAAACAUUUCAAGACUGCAAUAAAUCAGAAAAUUAAAAUAAUACAAAAAUAAAAUGGAAUACCCAACAAUAAUGAGAUUAAAAUAAAUAAAUAAAAUAGGUAUGACAUGUUGGAAAUAAAACGAUGUGCUAGCAUUAAUAAAAAGCUUUUUUAAAAAUAGAUUUAAGAUUCACUACCCAGCCCCAACGAUCAUUCUGUCUCAACGUCUAUUAACAUUUUCAUUAAUUCUCAUCUUUUUCUCAUUUAUCGCUGAAAAGUAGAAGAUGUACCCGAGGAAAAAAAAAAAGUUGGAAAAGCCUCAGUUUAUUUUUUUUCUUUUUGUUUGUUGCUCUGUCUCAUGUUAAGGGUCAAACAUGGAGGGGGGUCAAAGGUCACAGCAGUUUGGUGUGUGUGGAGUGGGCUUAUUAAAUGUUGUGGCAACGCUUUGAAACUGAAACGCAAAAAGAAACAGAAGUCAUCUCAGCGUGGUGUCGUUAAAAGAUGAUGUUUGCAGUGAUGAAGAUGAAACAAGUAGCUCUUAGAUUGUGUAACUUUAAUCAGAACAUUAAAUGUGGUGUGUUUUUUUAAAGGAUGAAUAAUAAAGAAGGUUUCUGUCAGUGCAGACUCCUCACAUGAUGCUAUGGUGGAUUUAUUCUAAUGAAUGCCUCAUUGUGGUGCUCGCUGUGGAACCAGUGGUGACAUUAAAAGAUGAAGAUGA